This is a messenger RNA of Ilex paraguariensis (yerba mate), 2112 nucleotides long. The record is from the annotation of a GenBank genome assembly. NCBI's taxonomy places the organism in Eukaryota, Viridiplantae, Streptophyta, Magnoliopsida, Aquifoliales, Aquifoliaceae.
AUGUCGAGGCCCCUCCAUCGAGGUGUUUCUGGUGGGGGGAGAUUCUCCGGUAAUGGCCAUGAGUUCUGCGAUGGCUCUCAGACGAAACACAAAACGGAGAAGGAAGAUGUGGUUAAAAAUCGUUUAUCUUCUGAUCACACGUACUUAUCAAUCAGAUUCCCUUUUCAGUUUCUUUUUCAGGAUAAUUCAUCUUCACAACACAGUUUAGCUGAAAAUGGUUUUGUAUCUGAUGCCUUUAGCACUGGAACUUUGAGAAGCCGGCAUAGAUUGAUAUUGCUUUUGCUCAAGUUCAGCUUAGUUGUUAUAGUAAUUCUGGCUCUUGCUGGAUCUUUUUGGUGGACGAUCUCAAUUACAAGCUCUUCAAGAGGUCAGAUAAUUGGUGGAUAUAGGCGCCUUCAGGAACAACUUGUAUCAGAUUUACAGGACAUUGGAGAGCUCUCCAUUGGUAGUGCAAGAUUAAAAGAAUUGGGAUAUUGUUCUCCAGAGUCUGAAAAUUUUGUGCCAUGCUCCAAUGUUAUGGAGAACCUGGCCUCUGGAUUCUACGAAGGCGAAGAGUAUUACCACCACUGUGGGCAUGGGUUGAGGCAAAAUUGCUUGGUUCUUCCACCUGUCAAUUACAAGCUUCCUCUUAGAUGGCCAACUGGAAGAGAUGUCAUCUGGUUUGCUAAUGUCAAAAUUACAGCACAGGAGGUGCUCGCUUCUGGGAGUUUGACCAAGAGGAUGAUGAUGUUAGAUGAAGAGCAGAUCUCAUUCCGUUCAGCAUCUCUUAUGUUUGAUGGUGUUGAGGACUACUCACAUCAAAUUGCAGAAAUGAUUGGGCUUAGAAAUGAAUCCAACUUUAUACAUGCUGGAGUUAGAACCAUCUUGGACAUAGGAUGUGGUUAUGGUAGCUUUGGAGCUCAUCUUUUCUCCAAGGAACUGCUAACUAUGUGUAUUGCAGAUUAUGAGGCUUCGGGCAGUCAAGUUCAAUUAACUCUUGAAAGAGGUCUUCCUGCAAUGAUUGGUUCUUUUACUUCAAAACAGUUGCCAUAUCCAUCACUUUCAUUUGAUAUGAUACAUUGUGCACGAUGCGGCACUGACUGGGAUCAGAAAGAUGGUAUUUUACUUAUUGAAGCUGAUCGAGUACUGAGGCCUGGUGGGUACUUUGUCUGGACUUCACCACUUACUAACGCUCAGCGCUCACUUCGCAACAAAGAGAAUCAGAAAAAAUGGAAUUUUGUGCGUAACUUUGCUCAAAAUCUCUGCUGGGAUAUGCUGUCCCAACAAGAUGAAACUGUUGUGUGGAAAAAGACUACAAAAAUAGAUUGUUAUGCUUCUAGGAAACCUGGUUCUGGUCCUUCUACCUGCAGCAAGGGCAACGAUGUGGAGUCCCCAUAUUAUCGGCCACUCCAAGUAUGUAUAGGUGGAACUGAGAGUCGCCGAUGGAUUCCCAUUGAAGAAAGGGCAACCUGGCCUUCUAGAGCUAAACCAAAUUCAAAAGAACUUGCUAUUUAUGGUCUAAAUUCAGAAGACCUUGCUGAGGAUGCCGUAUCCUGGAGCUCAGCAGUCCGAAAUUAUUGGUCUCUGCUCUCCCCACUCAUUUUUUCAGAUCAUCCAAAACGACCUGGUGAUGAGGAUCCUUCUCCACCUUAUAACAUGUUGAGAAAUGUGAUAGACAUGAAUGCACGUUUUGGCGGCUUCAAUUCAGCUUUAUUAGAAGCUGGGAAAUCUGUGUGGAUAAUGAAUGUGGUCCCUGCAAAUGGGCCCAACUAUCUUCCCUUAAUCCUCGACAGGGGAUUUGUUGGUGUGUUGCAUGACUGGUGUGAACCAUUUCCAACCUACCCGAGAACCUAUGAUCUGGUGCAUGGUGAAGGACUCUUAUCACUUGAAAUUGGUCAGCAGCGUAGAUGCACCCUGAUUGAUCUAUUCUCUGAGAUUGAUAGGUUACUUCGUCCGGAGAUGGGAUUCGUGCAGGGAUGGGUGAUAUUACGUGACACAGUCUUUCACAUCGAAUCAGCUAGAGCUCUCACGACACAGUUAAAAUGGGAUGCCAGAGUUGUGGAGAUCGAGAGUAACAGUGACGAGAAACUCCUGGUCUGUCAGAAACCUGUCUUCAAGAGAGUAGCAAGCUAA